Anarrhichthys ocellatus (wolf-eel) is the source of this 3420-nucleotide messenger RNA. It is a transcript of the gene pacsin2, whose product is annotated as protein kinase C and casein kinase substrate in neurons 2. The record is from RefSeq and is a predicted model, not a curated record. The transcript is spliced from 12 exons. Gene Ontology annotation, cellular component: plasma membrane; endosome; cytoplasm. Gene Ontology annotation, biological process: regulation of endocytosis; cytoskeleton organization; plasma membrane tubulation. Gene Ontology annotation, molecular function: phospholipid binding; protein binding. NCBI's taxonomy places the organism in Eukaryota, Metazoa, Chordata, Actinopteri, Perciformes, Anarhichadidae. The coding region runs from base 175 to 1710 and encodes 511 amino acids.
GUGGUGUCAGUCAGUCGGUCGAUGGUGCUGCCGCUGCGGAGCAGAAAAACGGGCGAAAAGAUUUGGGGAAUUGACACCACCAAGAGAAUUUAACUCUUCACUUAAACACGACCCGUCAACGGGAAUAAACCGGUGCCAGGCCCCACACUCUGAGUGUUACUGAGGGCAGCAGCGAUGUCGGGCUCCUACGAUGGCUCCAUGAUCGAUGUCUCCAGCGAUAGCUUCUGGGAGGUUGGUAACUACAAACGAUCGGUGAAGCGGGUCGAUGAUGGCAAUCGGCUCUGUAAUGAUCUGAUGAGCUGUCUUCAUGAGCGGGCGCGUAUUGAGAAGUCUUACGCACAGCAGCUGACAGAAUGGGGAAAGCGCUGGCGGCAACUCAUAGAAAAAGGCCCUCAGUAUGGCACGUUGGAGGUGGCGUGGUCUGCCCUGUGCACGGAGGCGGAGAAGGUGAGCGAGCUCCACAUGGAGGUGAAAUCGGCACUGAUGGGCGAAGACUACGAGAAGCUGAAGAACUGGCAGAGGGACUCCUACCACAAACAGAUGAUCGGAGGCUACAAAGAGACCAAAGAGGCUGAUGACGGCUUCCGCAAGGCUCAGAAACCCUGGGCAAAGAAACUCAAAGAGAUGGAGACAAUGAAGAAGUCUUACCACUCUGCCUGUAAAGAAGAGAAGCUGGCAGCCAGCAGGGAGACCAACAGCAAACUGGAGAGCAACAACAACCCCGAAGCCCAAAAGAAGCUCCAGGAGAAGCUGGAGAAGUGUCAGCAGGAGGGCCAGAAGACUAAAGAACGCUAUCAGAAAUCCCUGGAGGAACUCGACAAGUUGACCCCUCAGUAUAUGGAGAACAUGGAGCAGGUGUUUGAGCAGUGGCAGCAGUUUGAAGACACACGAAUCUGCUUCUUCAGAGAGCUGCUGCUGGAGGUCAAACAGCACCUGGAUCUCUCAACCAAUCACAGAUUCCAGACGAUCUACCAGACGCUGGAAGACACGGUCUCUGCUACUGAUGCUGAAGAUGACCUGAAAUGGUUCCGGUCCAAUCACGGCCCCGGCAUGCCAAUGAACUGGCCCCAGUUUGAGAAUUUGGACUGGUCCCAUCCUCGCUCCUUUAGAAGAAGGUCCAUUUUAGACUGGUCCAUAGACCUGAACCGAACCCUCAGCAGACGAGAAAAGAAAAAGCCAUCAGAGGGCGUCACACUGACCGGCAUCAGUUCAACUGGGUCAGACCAGCAUGUCCAGCCUGCCAAGACCAUCAGCAGCCUGACUGUGCCCACUAACACAGCGCCAGUGGGCUCAAACCCCUUUGAUGAAGAAGACGAAGAAGAUGUGGAGGAGAUGGAGGAGGAGGAGGAGGAGACGGCCGUGGAGCAGCAGACCACAGUCAACCACAUCAGUGUGAAUAAAGAGGAAAUAAAAACUGCGAGCAGUACGGAGAAGACUCCGGACUGGUCGGAUGAAGACACGGGUGGUAACCCCUUCUCCACCAACGGUGAAGGGAAUCCAUUCGAAGACGAGCCGGCUUCUCCGGUCGUAUCAGUGGCUGUCAGAGCCCUCUAUGACUACGAUGGACAGGAGCAGGACGAGCUCACCUUUAAAGCAGGGGAAGAACUAACCAAAGUUGGAGAAGAAGAUGAUCAGGGUUGGUGCAAAGGCCGGCUUAAGGAUGGAAAGACCGGCCUCUAUCCUGCUAACUAUGUGGAAGACAUCCAGUAAUAACUUAUCACAAAUUAACAAAUGUGAAGAAAGAAGAAAGUGGUUUGUUUUGAAUCGACAGUGCGGCUGGAAACGAGAACACACUCUGCCUUAUUUUUAACCCUUUUUCUCCCCGACUGGUGUCGGAGAAGAGAAGUUGCAGAUUAUUAAAGGACCACUUGAGAUGUUACUUUUCACGGAUCGACAGUUCAAAGAUGGGAAAUCGAAAACAAGUUUCCAGACGAUUCCAGGCGAAGAUCACAGAGAAAUAUGGCCGUCAGUGUAAGAUAUGUUAUGUUACUUAGAAUCCCAUUUACGCUGUUACAAAAAUAAUAGCCUUUCAAGUAUAUAUUAGAUAAAAAAAUAAAUGUAUGUGUGAAUUUAUAUAUUGUUUAAACGAAACACUGGGAUGACACCGACAAAUCGUCUUGCGAUGUUACAUGCAGCCUUAAUAUGCAAGCCACUAUGGGUUCUUUAAGGGAGAUGACUCUUUAGUAAACAUAAUUAUCUGUUUUAGGUUUGAACCCAUUUGUACCUGCUAGAAUCCAGUCCAUAACUGUUCAUUGUUGGAUGUUUCUUUGACAAACUAGGCCCUUGUGUUGAGAUUGGUGUGACAGGUUUGACCUGAUUCUUUUUAAUUUGUGUUUAAAUUGUUCAUUCCUUUUCAGGGUUCUGUAUUUUCCAUUCAGUUCAUUAACUGUUCUGGUUAUUUUAUAAGGAAUGAUCAAAUCAAUUGGAGCCUUAUGCCGAUGGGUUGGUUCCUCUAGUCAUUGCAAUUGAAUGUACAUUCACUGAUUGUAUUUUAUCACUUUUGAUUGUUCAGUUUUGCUGAUGUUAGGUUAUUUCUUGUUCUGACCCGGAACAAACUGUCCUGAAGCUCCACACGGAAAACAAUCUCUGUUCUUUCUGUUGAUUGUAGAUUGUAAUAGUAUAUAUGGGUUAUUUUUCAUCCAACACUGAAAGUUUUUCACAAACGUUUAUCACACUUGAAUGGUUUUGUAAUUUCUCUUACUUCUUGUUAAAUGUCAAGUUGUGGGAGAAUAUAUUUUAAGUGUUUUUUGGGGGGGGACAUAUAUUACAAUUCAUAGCAAUAAAACUGCAGACAAGUGUGGCAUUACACAUACGUGCAUGUAAAUAGCCUGGACGAAAAAUAUUAGAACAAAUUAAGCAUCGAUAUCGGAUGUAGUUUGAAAUUGAUUGUUAAUUUAUGAUGCCACAAGUGCUUUUGUUCUACUCUUGUUAGAAUGUGACUGAGAAUUAGUUUGUAUGGUAAUUGUAUGUUUUAUGGCAAAUAUCCCUUGAAUCUGUUAUUUUGAUAUAUUUGUAAAUAUGAUUAUUUUUCCCAUCACAGAGGGCCAUAUUCAUUGAAUUAAUCAACAAAUAUGUGAAUAAUUGUUUCCCUUAGUAGCUAUGAUAUGAGUGGAUCUACCUGAUUUAAUUACCUGUAUACAUAUGUUUGAAUCAAGUAUUUUGUCAGCUUGUAUUUUCUGCAAGCUCUAAAUUCGUUGCCCAGUGUAUCGAUGAAAUAAGCGAGGGGGGGGAAAGCUAUUUGAUGCCUUUAACUGCAGCACAAGAAGAUGAGUUAUGUUGUCGAUAAUGGUGGUGAGAAAGGAGACAUUUGCCAUGUUUUCAGGGCAUGCUGACGUCAAAACGCAGCAACAGCUGUACUUGCACAGUAAGGUUUGUAAAUGUUGUCCCACGACAUAAUAAAUGAAUUUAUUGGAAACAAAA